AUAGACAUCCUGGCCCCUGUGUGCAAGUCCACUGGGCCCAGAAGUGAGGAGGAGGCUGCACAGAUGUGCCGAGACCCUGACCCAGGAGGGCCUCGCUGGGAGAACAUGCAAUAGGGCAGAGCGCUGGCGGCUGGGACAGAAAGCUGCAGGGCUGGGAGCUCCGGCCUCUAUCUAAAGCCCUAAGUCUGUGACCCCCGACGACAGGCCCUGUCCAUCUGCACCUGGCCCUCUGUCGGGACUUCCUCUGUGUCUCUGAAGCCCCCCGUCUCUCCUUGCCUGCUCCGUGCCCUCCUCCUGCCGGGUUCGUGUCCCGCCCCACGCCCCCAGGUCUGGGACGUUUUCGUGGCGGGUGGGGCGGGCACGUCCCCGGCGGGUCCCUAUCGGUCCCUGUCGGUCCGUCCGCCCCGCGCCGCCCCCGCCGGGCACUGGGCAUGCCCCGGGCGUUUCUAUAUAAAGCGGCGCCGCUUGGGCCCGGCGCUGUGCCACUGCCACCGCCGUCGCCGCUGCAUCCCGCCCGGUCCGAGUCCGCCCACCACGCCCGCCCAGCCGCUACCGCCGCCAGUCUUUCAGCCACUCCACCCACGAGAUGGUGAGUCUCCUGCGGUCCCUCCCCCACAAGGCCCAAGUCCCUGGGCAGAGAGAGGGCCCAGAGGACAGCAGGCAGCGCCCAGGACCUAAGCCUGGGGUUGCCCCAUGCAGAGAGCUUAGACUCACGACCAGCUCCCUCACCCCACCCUGCGGCUGCGUCCUGGGAGGUGGGCACUCUUAGUGCCCUGUGACAGUCAUUCAUUCCAUGGCCCCUCAGGGAGCUCACCUUCUAGGAGAGGGCACAGAGGCUCUGGCCCUGGCAAACUGGGAUUCAAGCCCAGGUGUGAGGCCCAGUCCUCUGCCGUCUGGGCCACAGCACACCAUCUCCCAACGACCAAGAGAUUCUCUUCGUCCCAGCCUCAUCAGCCCCAGCGGAUGGGACAGGGCAGGCACCAGGCAACAAGGCCCAAAGACACCUCAUAGCUUGCUCAAGGUGGCUUUGAGUCCCCUGUCCAGGCCUGGGGACUGCAAAGAACAAGAAUUCCAUUCACACGGAGCCUCCCAGCAGCCCCAUGUGGGGUGCGCCAGCCUCAGAGAGGGUCGGGACAUUAGGUUUCAUCCAAAGAAAGCAUUUCCAUGACUCAAAAUAUCUGCAAAGAGGGGUCCCAGCCCUCCCCCUCCUAAUGUCUAGCCCAGGGCUGGGCACACAGUAGGGCUUCAAGGCCUACGUGGAGAUGACAGUGGAAUCACAUUUAGGUGUCAGCACACUCCAUGCUGGGUCAUGAGAGAGAAAUAAGCCACCCCAGAGUGAUGGCUGGGUUCGUUCAUUCACCUGCUCUUCAGUCAACAAACAUUUACUGAGCAGUGGCUGUGUGCCAGGCAUGGUUUAGGUGCCGGGGUUGCCUCCAUGAACAAAACCAGCAGAAAACUCUGCUGCUGUGAAGCAAGCUAAGGCGGAGCCCAGCGUGGGGGCGCGGGGGGUGCUGGUCAGCAGGACGCUGCUUCCUGCCAUUCCUCCAGGGGCACCACACAGAACAGUUUACAAAGCACUCCCACCAUCGCGUUCCCAUUAAUGCGCCUUCACCCCCAACACAGGCCUUUCCUCUCCUAGUCCCCAGGACGGUGUCAGCCCUGAACACAGCCCAGGCUGGGAGAGUGGGGGGCUUACACCCUUGGGUGACUUAAUGUGACCACUGGCCCAUCCUGCCCAAGACCCACCACUUCUGCCCUCUCAGCUCUCCCUGGAUCCAUCUGGUCCCGAGUGGGAUUGCCCACUGGGCUCCAAGGACCUGGAGGAUGAGGGCCCCUGGGGAGGGGGCUCUGGCCUGCCGCCCACAGGCUGCUUCCCUGGCUCCUGGCGCCAGGACGUGGGCCUGGACUGCAAGGGAUCCCCCGAGGGGACCGAGGCCCGGGCCUGGACUGUCUACUACUACAGCCUCCUGCAGAGCUGUCUGCAGCAAGCUGGCCUUCCGGAGACUCAGGACCGCAGCCAGGCGCCCCGCACAGGCUGUCCUGGGGCGGAGGUGACCUUGUGCGUUCUGGGCUCCCCCAGCACCUUUCUGCCUGUGCUGCUGGAGGGUGGGGUCCAGAGCCCGGGUGAGUGUGUGCUCAAGUUUCCCCAUCCCCUUCUACAGAAAGGGCAGCCCUGCCCUGGCCCAGCUACAUCCCAAAAUACCCGCCAACCCUGGCAACUGCCUGCAUUCCACUGGAGCAGCUGCCAUGCCGAGUGGGGGUGGGUUCUGGGAUCAGCUGCCCCCACUCCGCUACCCAGGGGCCCGGGCAUGGGCCAUCAAGCCUUCCCUGGCCAGCCACUUGCCUUCUCUGCCCACAGGAAACAUGCUCCUUUGCCUGUCCCCUGCUUGGCUGAUGAAGGUGCCAGCACCUGGGCAGCCGGGUGAGGCAGCCUUGCUGGUCUCCAAGGCUGUGAGCUUCCACCCUGGGGGCCUGACAUUCCUGGAUGACUUUGUCCCCCCACGCCGUGCCACCUACUUUCUGGCAGGCCUGGGUCUGGGGCCCAGCCGGGGCCGAGAGGCAGCAGAACUCGCCCGUGACCUGACCUGCCCCACAGGAGCUUCGGCUGAGCUGGCCCGGCUGCUGGAGGACCGGCUGCUGACAAGGCAGUUGCUGGCCCAGCAGGGUGGUGUGGCUGUGCCAGCGACCCUGGCAUUCACCUACAAGCCACCAGGGCUGCUGCGCGGAGGGGAUUCCAGCCCAGGGCUACGGCUGGUGGAGCUGAGUGGCAAAGAGGGCCAAGAGACGCUGGUGAAAGAGGAAGUGGAGGCUUUUCUGCGCUCCGAGGCCCUGGGUGAUGUCCUGCAGGUGGCUGUGAAGCUCAGUGGCUGGCGCUGGCGGGGGCGGCAGGCAUUGCGUCUGCACCCACGGGCAGAGCUGGGUGCAGUGGUGAACACAGUGCUGGCACUGCUGGAGAAGCUGGAGGAGGAGGAGAGUGUCCUGGUGGAGGCCGUGUACCCACCUGUCCAGCUGCCCUGCUCAGAUGGUCCUUCACCUGGCCCUGGCCUGGCCGUGCGAAUCUGUGCUGUGGUGUGUCGGACACAGGGUGACAGGCCACUGCUGAGCAAGGUGGUGUGCGGCGUGGGCCGCGGAGACCGACCUCUACGGCACCACAACUCCCUGCCGAGGACGCUGGAGGUGGCGCUGGCCCAGUGCGGCCUGGGCGAGGAGGCGCAGGUGGCGGCCGUGCGGCAGCGCGUUAAGGCGGCGGCCGAGGCCGCGCUGACUGCCAUGCUGGCUCUGGAGGCCGGCCUGAGUGCCGAGCAGCGCGGCGGGCGCCGGGCGCACACGGACUUCCUGGGCGUGGAUUUCGCCCUGACAGCGGCCGGCGGCAUGCUGACCCCCGUGGCCCUGGAGCUGAACGGCGGCCUGUGCCUGGAGGCGUGUGGCGCGCUCGAGGGACUGUGGGCCGCGCCGCGGCUGGGGCUGGCAGCCGACGAGGCGGCGGCCGCGCCGCUGGUGGAGACCAUGCUCCGGCGGUCGGCGCGCUGCCUCAUGGAGGGCAAGCAGCUGCUGGUGGUCGGCGCGGGCGGCGUCAGCAAGAAGUUCGUGUGGGAAGCGGCGCGCGACUACGGGCUCCAGCUGCACCUCGUGGAGUCAGACCCCAACCACUUUGCAUCCCAGUUGGUACAGACCUUCAUCCACUUUGACAUGACCGAGCAUCGGAGGGAUGAGGAGAAUGCACGGCUGCUGGCAGAGUUGGUGCGGGCUCGCGGCCUAAAGCUAGAUGGCUGCUUCUCCUACUGGGAUGACUGCCUGGUGCUCACAGCCCUGCUCUGCCAGGAACUGGGUCUGCCCUGCAGCCCCCCAGCUGCCAUGCGCCUGGCCAAGAAGAAGAGCCUCACCCAGCUGCACCUGUUGCGCCACCAUGGCCCACCCUGGCCUGCGCCCUCCCUCCAUGCUGUGCCCUGCUGCCCACUGGAGAGCGAGGCUGAUGUGGAGAGGGCUGUGCACCAGGUACCCCUGCCAGGUGUCAUGAAGCUGGAGUUCGGGGCAGGUGCAGUGGGCGUGCGGCUGGUAGAGGAUGCGCCACAGUGCCAUGAGCACUUUUCCCGGAUUACCCGAGACUUGCAGGGCGAGGCCGACCACCCGGGCAUUGGGCUGGGCUGGGGCAAUGCCAUGCUGCUGAUGGAGUUUGUGGAGGGCACCGAGCACGAUGUGGACCUAGUGUUGUUUGGUGGGCGGCUGCUGGCUGCCUUUGUCUCCGACAAUGGCCCUACGAGGCUGCCUGGCUUCACUGAGACGGCGGCCUGCAUGCCCACCGGGCUGGCACCAGAGCAGGAAGCACAGAUGGUGCAGGCAGCCUUCCGCUGUUGCCUGGGCUGCGGGCUGCUCGAUGGGGUCUUCAACGUGGAGCUCAAGCUGACCGGGGCUGGGCCUCGGCUUAUCGAGAUCAAUCCCCGCAUGGGUGGCUUCUACCUGCGUGAUUGGAUCCUGGAGCUCUAUGGCGUGGACCUGCUGCUGGCUGCUGUUAUGGUGGCCUGCGGCCUGCGGCCUGCCCUGCCCACCCGCCCACGUGCUCGUGGCCACCUGAUGGGCGUCAUGUGCCUUGUGUCCCAGCACCUGCAGGCCCUGAGUUCCACUGCCAGCCGUGAGACCCUGCAGGCCCUGCACGACCGUGGCCUGCUACGCCUCAAUCUGCUGGAGGAGGCCCUGGUGCCUGGGGAGUACGAGGAGCCCUACUGCAGUGUGGCCUGUGCCGGGUCCAGUCCCACCGAGGCCCGCCUCCGCCUGCUGGGCCUCUGCCAGGGCCUGGGCAUUGAUGGGCCCAGCUACCCUGUUGCUCACUUUCUGUCUCACUUCAAAUAGCACUGGGGCCAGGGGGCAGGGAAGCAGUGCUGGGAGUAGGGACUGUGGUACCCUCUACUCCCUGGAGUUCUUCCUGCCUCUCUCCACAUCGCCAUGCCCCAGCCCCAGCCUGGCCUGCUGCAAUGCCUAGGUCUGUUUCAGAGCAGCAGGGCAAUUUUGACACCAAGGCAUCCUGGACUCAAGGGCCUCUUGCCCUCCCAAAGGCCCCAGUCCAGCCCACAGCUUCCCCAGAAUUCUAGACUUGGAGAAGUGACAAUGACCGCACACACACACACUGCUCUGUCACCAGUUCCCCAGGUGGGAGUGGGCCCAAACCCAGCCCCUCCUGUCCACCCCUCCAGGUCUCACUCUCUUCCUGCCACCUACAAGAGGAGAGGACCUGGCUGGGCCCCAAGCCUUGGACAAAUCCUAGAAAAACCUGAGACUAGAACCCUUGUCUUUCUCUUACCCAAAUUCUAGGAUAGCUCUAGAGCCUGCUAAAAACUUGGCGGCAUCCAACCUGCCUCAUUCGGCCUGAGUGGUAGAGGCAGGUGGACUGUGGACAGAAGCAAUCUUCUUUCUGCUCACCCCGGGCAGACACUGCUGCCUGCGUUCCCCCGAUGGAAGGAAACAGGCUGAGAGAGGAAAAAUGACUGCUCCAGCGUUAUACCACUGUGGAGGGUGGGUCACAGGACAUGAUGCAGAGUCCAGGUUUCUGUUUUGAUCAAGUCUUACAUGCCCAUUCAGCCUCUAGGCCCACCCUCACCUCCCUGCCCUCAUUCACGAGUGGCCCUGAGACAUGUGAACGCCUCCUUCCUAUGCAUCACAAACCUUCUCCACCGAGCUUUGGUGCUUUGGCCUCCGGGACACCUAACUAGCAUUGGCAAAGGAGUCUACAUUCUCUUCCUCGUUCAGGGAAGAUGCUUUAAGAACUCCUGCCUCUGUGCAGCACAGGAACUGGAGACAGCUCCCCAGCAUCCCUCCCCAAAUAAAGGCUUAUGUACUAGU
Messenger RNA from Piliocolobus tephrosceles (Ugandan red Colobus), 5835 nucleotides. It is a transcript of the gene CARNS1, whose product is annotated as carnosine synthase 1. The record is from RefSeq and is a predicted model, not a curated record. The coding region runs from base 2248 to 4848 and encodes 866 amino acids. Gene Ontology annotation, molecular function: carnosine synthase activity; homocarnosine synthase activity; metal ion binding. Gene Ontology annotation, biological process: carnosine biosynthetic process. The transcript is spliced from 9 exons. NCBI's taxonomy places the organism in Eukaryota, Metazoa, Chordata, Mammalia, Primates, Cercopithecidae.